Messenger RNA from Meloidogyne enterolobii, 690 nucleotides. The record is from the annotation of a GenBank genome assembly. Lineage: Eukaryota; Metazoa; Nematoda; Chromadorea; Rhabditida; Meloidogynidae.
UUUGUUUUAUUUUUACAAAAAAAUAUGGCUGAAAGUUCAUCCAAAGGCGACUCUGUUCCAAAAAAGUGGGCUUGCACUUAUUGCACUUUUCUCAAUUGGGAUGCUAGCAUUAAAUGUGUUUUGUGUUAUCAACCACGGAAUAAACCUAUGCUUAUUGAAGUGAAAACUUCAAUCGUUCACGAUGAACAACUUCGUUGGCCUUGUCCAACAUGUACAUAUAUGAAUUGUCAGCGUACAAAGCGUUGCAUUCAAUGUAAUACUGAUAGACCACUUCGUUAUGCAACUCCACCAUUUAUCAACAACCAAGUUAUUCCAAUUAAGCAGACUAUUAUUCAUACUCAGCCGCACAAGGAUAAUAAUUCAAUUUCUCGUGCACUUAAUAAAUGGACUUGUCAGAGUUGUACAUUCGACAAUUGGCCAAAAGCAACAAAAUGCACACUUUGUGGUCAAAAGCGUUUGAUAUCUCGAGUUCAAAGCCUUUCUCCACCUCAGGAAGCUGAAGUUCAGAAUUUGCAUCACAGGAAACGUAGUUGUGAAACUCAGCAUCAAGAAGUGGAAAGAACUGACAGCCGAGGAGAUAUUGAUUUGGAGUUAUUCAAUCAGCUGGCAAUCGGGAAUGCUCCUAGGCAUGGAAAUCGACCUGAACACAAUGUUAAUUUUAACUUUUUUUUUAAUUUGAAAGACAAAUGA